AUGGCGGAAGCCUCAACUAUUCACAAUCCGGAUUUAUUUCAAAACUUUAUGUCCACAAAAGGAACAUACUAUCUUAAUGGACUCGCAUCAUGCCAGGUUGGCGACCGCAUAAUGCAUCCCUUUGAAGCACAUGGACACUGCAAAUCGAUGGUCUUCGACGGUCAAGGCUCCCUACAUCUUACAUCUCAUCUGAUCGAAACACCUCUGACACAAAAAGAAAUUCAAACAAAUCAACCCGUUGCCCGGGGCGUCAUGUCGACUCUUGCUGAUCCUACCACCCUUUGGGGUAUGCUGCAGAAUGCCUUAUCCCCGACCGAGCGCGACACGGCCAAUUUGGUUGCAUCACUUUGGCCACCUCCGAGUGAAGCCACCGGUAUCACCACAAAUCCGCUGUUGAUAACAUGUACAGACAAUGGCGAGCCCUACGUACUGGACCCCAAAACGCUCAAAACAAAGGGGAAACUGACAGAAGUUGUACCAAAGCUAGGAUCCAUUUUGGACGGGAAAAAGUGUUUGGCACACACAAGGUACGAUCCCGUUCGCAAACAUUGGAUCCUUUGCGUAAACGAAAUGGAUAUACCUGGCGAAAACUACAUGGGCAACUCGACCAUGAUAUUCUACGAGCUGGACAUCAAUUUUGAUGUUGUAUCUUCUCGAUCGUAUACAACUCGAUUCAUGGUCUUUCAUGAUUGGGUGAUUACCGAAAACUACUACGUUGUGCCGCAGAAUCCGGCUCGAAUUAAAUGGGCAGAACUUGGCAAGUUUCUGCUGGGUGCCACGGUUGGGACAGAUAUUUUCGGAAUGGAAGAAGCCACCAAUGGGGCAUUUCUGCUCAUUCCACGACACGAUCCCAACCAACCGGUCCGAGUUGUGGAAACGGACGCCUUUUUCAAUCUCUUUCACUUUGGCCCCUGCUUCGAAAAGGACAAUGCGAUAGUAUUGCACGGUUCUGUGUUUGACCGAUACGAAUUUGGCGGGGAAAUGGGCUUUGAUGGUCCCACUCAAACGUUUGAUCCUAUUGCCUGGGGCUCAUCCGGUGGUAAGGCUCCACCACCCCGACUGGACAAAUUUGUCAUCGACAGUACAACGUUCGAGCUGACCGCAAAGACACGGAUUCCAAUUGUAGACCCCUUCUCGGGUCAAGACAUUCCGGUUGAUAUGCCAACUUUUCGUGGGGACGCCAUUGAAUGUCGGUACGCUUACUUUCUAGGCGCUUGCCGUCCAGAGGGUUGGUUUCCCUUCCGAUCCAUUGUCAAGUUGGACUUGGAAACGUACGAGACACACAAUUGGGAUGCCGGCGAGGAACAGGUCGUGAGCGAACCCAUGUGGGUGCCGAAAUCAUCGGAAGAAAACAAGCUUGACGAAGGCUUUGUGCUGAGUGUCGUACACGAUGCCGAAACAAAAUCCUGUCGAUUGAACGUUUGGGACGCGGUGACGUUUGAUCAAGGUCCGAUUGCGUCCGUACCUUUGGGAGCCUUGACACCCUGGUGCGUCCACGGCAGCUGGACGCCCGAGUACAAUCCAGGAAAGAUCAGUUGA
Messenger RNA from Phaeodactylum tricornutum CCAP 1055/1, 1539 nucleotides. RefSeq lists its product with no specific name. Gene Ontology annotation, molecular function: carotenoid dioxygenase activity. Gene Ontology annotation, biological process: carotene catabolic process. The transcript has a single exon. Lineage: Eukaryota; Bacillariophyta; Bacillariophyceae; Surirellales; Neidiaceae. The record is from RefSeq and is a predicted model, not a curated record. The coding region runs from base 1 to 1539 and encodes 512 amino acids.